GGAGUAAAUGCGUAAAACUAUAGUAUUGGGUUGGGUAGAAUUUAAUAUUUUUUUUAAAAGGGUGAAGUUUCCCAACGAAAUCUCUGACUCGAUUCAGUUUUCUAUAAUCAAUCAAAUCGUGUUCCCAUUCUUCUUAAUAUCCAGUUUUAUCCUCAACUCGAUCUUCCUUCUUUAAAUUUCCACAAGAAGAAGAGAAAAGAAAGAAAGAAAAAAUGGCAAAAGAAAGUGGUUAUAUUGGAUCAAUCGAUCAAGGAACGACCAGCACCAGAUUCAUCAUUUACGAUCAUGAUGCUCGUCCCGUUGCUUCUCAUCAAGUCGAGUUCACUCAGUUCUAUCCCGAAGCUGGAUGGGUGGAACACGAUCCAAUGGAGAUACUGGAAAGUGUCAAAGUAUGUAUUGCAAAGGCUCUCGACAAAGCCACCGCCGAUGGACACAACGUGGACGGUGGCUUGAAGGCCAUUGGCCUUACAGAUCAGAGAGAGACUAUCGUUGUUUGGAGCAAGUCCACUGGACUUCCUCUCCACAAAGCUAUUGUGUGGAUGGAUGCUCGCACCAGCUCCAUCUGCAGGAGGCUAGAGAAAGAACUCUCGGGAGGACGAUCUCAUUUUGUGGAGUCAUGUGGCUUGCCUAUAAGCACUUACUUCUCUGCGAUGAAGCUGCUUUGGCUCAUGGAGAAUGUUGAUGAUGUCAAAGACUCUAUCAAGAAAGGGGAUGCCAUCUUUGGCACUAUCGACACAUGGUUGAUCUGGAACAUGACUGGCGGUGUGAACGGCGGUCUACAUGUCACUGAUGUCACCAACGCUUCUCGCACCAUGCUCAUGAACCUCAAAACCUUAAGCUGGGACCACGACACUUUGAAGACUCUCGCCAUACCAGCUGAGAUCUUGCCUAAGAUUGUCAGCAACUCCGAAGUCAUUGGAGAAAUCUGCAAAGGCUGGCCUAUUCCCGGGAUCAAGAUCGCUGGAUGUCUUGGUGAUCAGCACGCUGCAAUGCUGGGACAAGCUUGCAAAAAAGGCGAGGCCAAGAGUACAUACGGCACCGGCGCUUUCAUUCUUCUCAACACAGGAGAAGUGGCUAUCAAAUCAGGUCAUGGACUGCUGACCACGCUGGCCUACAAGCUCGGGCCUCAAGCACAGACAAACUAUGCACUGGAAGGUUCGAUUGCCAUAGCUGGAGCUGCUGUCCAGUGGCUAAGAGACAGCCUUGGUAUAAUAAAGAGCGCCUCUGAAAUAGAAGAUUUGGCCAAAAUGGUAGAUUCUACAGGAGGAGUGUACUUUGUGCCAGCGUUCAACGGGUUGUUUGCUCCUUGGUGGAGAGAAGACGCUCGUGGUGUAUGCAUCGGAAUCACGAGGUUCACCAACAAGUCUCACAUUGCUCGCGCAGUUCUGGAGAGCAUGUGUUUCCAAGUGAAAGACGUUCUCGACUCCAUGAACAAAGAUGCAGGUGAAAAGGGUUCCCUAGAUAACGAGAAAGGGGAAUUCUUGCUCAGAGUUGAUGGUGGUGCCACAGCUAACAACCUACUGAUGCAGAUUCAGGCAGACUUGAUGGGAAGUCCGGUGGUGAGGCCUGUGGACAUAGAGACAACAGCACUAGGAGCAGCCUAUGCAGCUGGGUUGGCUGUGGGAUUCUGGAAGGAAGAAGACAUAUUCGAGUCGGGAGAGAAGGCGAAGAACUCCCAAGUUUUCAGACCGGCUAUGGAAGAAGAAACAAGGAAGAAGAAAGUGGAGUCUUGGUGCAAAGCGGUGGAAAGAACAUUCGAUCUCGCUGAUCUCUCUAUCUAAAACUCGAAUCAUUUGAUAUUUUUAUUUACCACAGUUGGCAUCUCUGUCUUCUAAGUCACAUGGAUCUAAUAUAUAUAUAUAUAUAUAUAUAUAUAUGUCUUUGAAGGAGAUUGAAAAAUCAAUGAA
Messenger RNA from Capsella rubella, 1907 nucleotides. Its product is annotated as glycerol kinase. Gene Ontology annotation, molecular function: glycerol kinase activity. The record is from RefSeq and is a predicted model, not a curated record. Gene Ontology annotation, cellular component: mitochondrion. Gene Ontology annotation, biological process: triglyceride metabolic process; glycerol-3-phosphate biosynthetic process; glycerol metabolic process. Bases 213 to 1781 code for a protein of 522 amino acids. Lineage: Eukaryota; Viridiplantae; Streptophyta; Magnoliopsida; Brassicales; Brassicaceae. The transcript is spliced from 4 exons.